AUGCAGCCACCAGAUUGGAGUUUACCUUUUGAAAUUAUGUAUGAUGCAAGUGACUAUGCAGUAGGGGCUGUCUUAGAUCAUGCAACCCUUAAGCAACUUCUCGCAAAGAAGGAUGCUAAGGCGCGAUUAAUUAGGUGGAUCUUGCUUUUGCAGAAAUUUAAUCUAACCAUCAAGGACAAGAAGGAUUUAGAGAAUGGGGUGGCUGAUCACCUCUCAAGGCUAAUAUUUGAGGAUACUACAGAUACACCACCGAUCGGUGAUGAUUUUCUAGGUGAACAAUUAUUUUCUAUCACCUCCAUGUCGUGGUUUGCACAUAUUGUCAAUUAUUUGGUAACAAGUGAGAUGCCAUCAGACUGGAAUGCACAGGAUAAGCAGAAGUUCUUAACAGAGUGUGGAUUUUAUUGGCCAUCAUUGUUUCGAGACACAAAUGUUUACUGUCGUUCUUUAGAUUAUGUGUCCAAAUGGGUAGAGGCUGCAACUUGUAGGAACAAUGAUAAUAAGACAGUAAUUAAAUUUCUAAAGGAAAAUGUGUUGUCUCGUUAUGGUACACCACGUCUUAUCAUUAGUGAUCGGGGUACACAUUUUUAUAACCGGUCUUUUGAAGCAUUGAUGAGGAAGUAUGGGGUGGUGCAGAAGAUUUCUACAGCUUACCGUCCUCAAACAAGUGGGCAGGUGGAGCUUGCUAAUAGAGAGAUUAAGCGUAUUUUAGAGAAAACAGUUAACCCCGAUCAGAAGGAUUGGUCAUUGCGAUUAAUUGAUGUGCUUUGGGCAUACGGCUUCAUAAACACCCUGGUAAAUUACGAUGCUUUACCACAAAAGGACCAGAGACUCAAGCCGGUCCUCGAGAAAGAGGCUCCAGUAGAGGAAGAUAUUCUUCUCAUGGACCCCGUCUACGAACAGUGA
Messenger RNA from Phoenix dactylifera (date palm), 903 nucleotides. The record is from RefSeq and is a predicted model, not a curated record. NCBI's taxonomy places the organism in Eukaryota, Viridiplantae, Streptophyta, Magnoliopsida, Arecales, Arecaceae.